Messenger RNA from Dendrobium catenatum, 3525 nucleotides. RefSeq lists its product as uncharacterized. The transcript is spliced from 5 exons. Gene Ontology annotation, molecular function: RNA-DNA hybrid ribonuclease activity; nucleic acid binding. The record is from RefSeq and is a predicted model, not a curated record. Bases 1 to 3525 code for a protein of 1174 amino acids. Lineage: Eukaryota; Viridiplantae; Streptophyta; Magnoliopsida; Asparagales; Orchidaceae.
AUGGCCAGAUUUAAAAGCUCGGCUACUUUCGACUGGGAGGUGGCUGUGGUGUAUGCGGAUAAAGACACCCAAGUCCGGGCGAUAGCUUUUAACGAAAUCUCUCAGCACCAUGCGUCUGACUCGCCCUUGAUUGUUGGAGGGGACUUUAACUAUAUUCUUGCUCAAGCAGAUAAGAAGGGUGGGCGGCCUUUCUCAUUCACGGCUGCUGCUAAGGGAAUGAGUGAUUUCAUGGCUGCCAAUAGACUGAUUGAUCCGGGGUUCUUCGGUCCCGCCUUCACGUGGACUAAUAAUAAGACGCUAGGAGUCGAGUUAAGGGUGAGCCAUCUUACGAGGAUCGCCUCCGAUCAUUGUCCAAUUCUUUGCAUCUUGGUCUCUGAGAAGUGGCUGGUGCUUGAUACGGGUUCGGAAGCAUCCAAGUUGCAAAGGAAAUGCCAACGUUCUUUGAAGGCCCUGUUCUUUUGGAGCAAAAACAAGUUCAAAAUGUUAAACAAUCUCAAAGAAGAACUGGAUAGGGAGAUUUGUAUUUUACAAAGCAUCGAGAGUUCGCCGACUGGGCUUACUGAGGUGCAGGCUGAAUCACUACGGUACAAGGUCCAAUUGCUUAAUUCGACUCUCGGUCGACUUUCAACGUGGUGGAGACAGCGCGCAAAGGUCAAAUGGAUCGAAGAAGGGGAUGACAAUACUCUGUUUUUCCACUCGAUGGCCUCUGCUAGACGACGCACUAAUCUUAUCGAUCGGAUGCGGAUGCCUGACGGACAGAUGGUUACUGAGCAUGCGGAUGUCCUGCAGGUGGUGAAGGGGGAAGUUACGGAGGAGGAGAUAUGGAAUGGGGUUCGGUCUCUUGGUCCAAAUCGGGCUCCAGGAAGAGAUGGAGUGACGACCUCUUUCUUUAAGUCUUUUUGGAGUAUUGUCGGCAAGCAGGUCACGGUGGCUUGCUUGGAAUUCUUCGCGACAGGGUGUAUGGAUCCUGACUGGAAGGAGACAAUGGUGGUGCUGAUUCCCAAAAAUAGCAACCCGGAUCGGCUGUCUAUGUACAGACCUAUCAGUCUGUGCCAGACCAUCUAUAAAAUUGUGGCGAAGGUGCUUGUGAAUCGGAUGCAAAGCUUACUGCCCAACCUUAUCUCCGAGGAGCAAGCGGCUUUUGUCCCGGGCCGGUCAAUCUCCGACCACUGCUUUCUUGGGCAGGAGGUGCUGAACAAAUUCAAGGUCUCGAGAUCUAAUCCUGGGUGGAUGGCCGUGAAAGUGGAUAUGGAACAAGCCUAUGACAAAAUGAGCUGGAGAACUCUUGAGCUGGUGCUGUCUCGUAUGGGGUUCCCCCUUAAAUUCCGCUCUUGGGUCCUGAGUUGCAUUCGCUCCCCUCGGUUCUCAAUUAUGGUCAAUGGGCAGCUUACGGGGGCUAUUACGGCGGAGUGUGGGUUCCGCCAGGGAUGUCCGCUCUCCCCCUAUCUUUUCAUUGUUUGCUCGGAGCUCUUAUCUCUUCAAUUCCACCAACGUUUUCCGGAGAUGGGUGUUCAACUCAAGGCGGGCGGACCCAUGGUCUCCCACCUCCUUUAUGCUGACGAUGUUUUAUGUUUUGCAGGUGCUUCCAUUCCUAAUGUGAAGAAAAUUAUGUCGAUUAUGGAGGACUAUUGUGCGUGGACUGGGCAGCGGGUCAAUAGGAACAAGUCGGCAAUUAUGUUUAGCAAGAUCACCUCGUCGUCGACCAAACACCGGCUGGCUAGACUUGCCAGCUGCCGCAAGGUCAAGGAGAUGGAUUAUUUGGGAAUCAAGCUCACGCUUAGAAGACUGAAGAAGGCAGAUUUCAGCCCGCUAUUGCAGAAGUCUACUGCUCUGAAUCUUGCUUGGGGAGUGAGACAUCUUUCCCUGGCUGGCAGAGUUACUAUGGUAAACUCUGUUUUGCUCCCCCUCUCGGUCUAUGCUGUCUCGCAUAUGCUGGUGCCGAGAGGUGUUCUUGAUGAGGUGGAGAAGAUCUGUCGUGGUUUUCUGUGGAACAAAGAUCACAAUAAACGGAGCUUACAUUAUGCCAGUUGGGAGGCGUUAACCAAACCUUGGCGUCUUGGGGGGUUCGGGUUCCAUGCUAGCGGACGGUGGACCGGCCCAUUACGAGCUCGAAUUGCAUGGAAUUUUUUUAACAAGCCGCUAAGCCUGCUCAAUAGAUGCUUAAGACAUAAGUAUGGUGAUUGGCCUUGGUCCUGGGGCCAAAGACAUGAGGAUUCUGCUGCUUGGAGGGUAAUCUGUUGCGGGGCGAAUAGCCUGGCUAAUUGUAUCCGAUGGUGGGUUGGCAAUGGUGCUGAAAUUGAUGUGAUCAACCAUGUAUGGAUAUACGACUUGGCCAUUGCUCGAUGGCCUACUUUCUGCAAUAUUAAUGUCGUGGACGGAUAUGUGGUGAGGGAGCUUUUCACGGCCGAUGGAAGGUGGGAUAGAACCAAGCUGAUGCAGGUCUUUGGGGCCUCCCUUGUGGACGUCAUCUGUGACAUAAAAAUUUGGUCGGAAUCCCCUGCCGAUUCUCUUGAAUUGAUUAAGUGCCCUCUCGGCACUUCUAUCUCUGCGAUCUGUUACAUGUCCUUGUUCCAAGAGGAGGAGGAUCCGGUGUAUCCGGUCCUCAAAAUUGGCCUUCGCCCACGCGAGCGGAUUUUCUGGUGGAGGGCAUAUAAGAAUCUGCUACCAACCUGCACUUGGCUGCAUCGACGGGGGUUGGGAACGGACCUGCUAUGCCCGGUCGGUUGUGGGCUUCCCCAGGAUCUGGAUCAUGUUUCAGCAAAUUGCCGACAGCUUGCGGAUGUCCGUCGAUGCCUGGAUGGCUGGGGUUUCUCCACUCCCCAAUUCUUCUCCUUCGGUGAACUCCAGGAAGCUUUGAAGAGCCGGUGUGUCGCCACCGACUUCUGGGGCCGUGCAUACUGUGGUGCGGUUUUUAGGUGCUGGAAUAAUAGAAAUGCAAUUCGACACGGCAAGGUCAGGUGCACCCCUACAGCCAUGGCUGCCAAUAUUCUCGAGUCUCUAUCCCGCGUUUAUUUUUCUACAUGCCUGGAGCAACGGUUCACCCUUCAAUCCUCCAGAUUGGUCUCUUCAUCAUCAUGGGGUGGUAUCGGUAUUGUCAUUAGGGAUGAUCAGGGCCAACUUGUGGUGGCUGCGGGCUGGUGUAUCACACAUUGGGAUAGCACCCAAGUGGAGUUAAUGGCCAUUCAAUACAUUGAAAAGCUGCUUGUGGGGUGGAUGCUAGAGGUGAAUGGUCUUAUCAUUGAAGGGGACAACGCCAGUGUUAUUCAAUAUAUGGAAAAGUUCAAGGAGCAGGAACUCUGGAAGCUUCGGCCUGAUGCAGGGGGUGGUCUAGAUUGGUUUGGAUCUCUCCAGAAUGUCCUUUUUGUUCAUGUGAGAAGGGAGUUUAACUCGGCGGCUCAUUUUUGUGCUCAAAGAGCAAUUGAGGACAGUUUUGUUUGGAAUUUAGAUGAUAGUGUUAGUACAUGUAUUCCUCAGGAAUUUUUGUCCUUCCUUGAGGAUGAUAGUGGUGUUUCCGCCCCCUGUUAG